CAGAUGAACCAAAGUGCAAAUUUUUUGUGGAGGUUAUCAAGAUCCACUUAUUUACAUUCACAAUCUACAAAGGAUAAAGGUGUGAAAAAGAAACUUCUGUAUGAAUCUGUCAAGCUGGCAGAACGGGCCCUCUCAUUGGAUAAUAAUUGCCCUGACGCUCAUAAAUGGUAUGCCAUCACGCUCGGAAGCACCAACGACUACGAAAGUUCUACCAACAAAAUAAAGAAUGGUUACUUAUUCAAGGAGCACAUCGAAAUGUCCAUCAGUUUAAAUCCUACUGAUCCAGCUAACCACUAUCUUCUUGGUAGAUGGUGUUAUGGGGUGUGCAUGUUGUCGUGGAUGGAAAGAAAAAUUGCCAGCAGUUUAUUUGCAAGUCCACCAGUUUCCACAAUCGAUGAAAGUCUGAAUCAUUUUUUGCAAGUGUGUCAUCUUUCUCUGCUUUUCAUAACAAUUUUAAGACCAAUUUUCUAUUUGAAAAAUAUGGACUAA
Messenger RNA from Helobdella robusta, 489 nucleotides. RefSeq lists its product as hypothetical. The transcript is spliced from 4 exons. Gene Ontology annotation, molecular function: microtubule binding. The annotation marks the transcript as partial. Gene Ontology annotation, cellular component: spindle microtubule; cytoplasm; mitotic spindle pole. The record is from RefSeq and is a predicted model, not a curated record. NCBI's taxonomy places the organism in Eukaryota, Metazoa, Annelida, Clitellata, Rhynchobdellida, Glossiphoniidae.